AUAUACAGACUCGGUUAAUGGUCGCUUUCAAAUAGUAAUUUUAUGAUCAUAGAAGUACUUAUUAUCGGAUGUUAUAGAGGAGAUGUCAGUCGGCUGACCGGCCGACGUUUCUAGCUCGUCCUAACUGCGUUCCGUGACCAUUUUCACUCACCAUUUGCACACACAGCUCGCUGGUCUUAAUGUGUCACUGCUGCAGGUAUGUAGGAAAUCUGAUCUGAACGUCGCAUGAUAUCUGAAAACUAUUUUUAUUGUACACAGAAAAUGCGAAGAUAUAAUUCACUGGAGACAUACAGAAGCUAACUAAUGGUAUCGUACAAAUGGCAUAGCAACAUCACCAUUUCCAUCUGUCUUUCUCAGUCCGAAACUAAAGGUCCUAAGUGCGCGUGCGCCUCGGAGAUCAGUGACGUUCCUCGACGGUUUGUUUACGGUACAACGCGGGCUAUAAUUGAGCGAUGCGGGAGAGUUCAACACAUCACGGUCCAUCUUUUUAGAAUACGACACAAAUAACCUUCUAUAUUUGUAAAUUUAUACACUGCUCGCUUCGAGAGCAUCCAUUCUUUGUUGGCGCGUAUCGGAAUAUUGCCCUUGUGUGCUGCACUUUUAAGGCCAUAUUCGCAUGCUUUAAUAGUGAUUAAGUGUUCUAUCCGAGUCAAUAUUGUAUAAAUCCUAAGGUGCUAGGGCUAUGCAUCCAUGCCGAUGGGCGAUGACCACAUGCAUCAAUGUUUGUAAAUAGAAUGCAUCUACUAUUACGGCGUACGAAAGUUCUUCUUAUGAAUGAUUCCGUAUACAUCGCCCGGUCAUUGUGGCGAUCUUGAACGUCGAUGAUAACAAAACUGGUGUUGUAUUGCAUAACAGAUGUCAACGACGAUUGUCAGAUAGAACGUAAACACGGGCGUGACGGCUGUGACAUCUUUAUACAUAGUGAAAGAUGCUUGGGAUGCUAUGGGUCGUUAGUUAAAGCGUUGUUUACAAACAACUUUGUGCGCUAUUUCAUCUCAGAGUUGUUUGUUUACCAUUCGGAGCCAAUGAAUGCAUUCUGCCGCUACCAUAGAUGAUUUCAGAGAAAAAUUAACUACAGUGUGUGAAAGGGAAUGCGUUCAAAAGAUUCUAACGAGUUUAUUUGCUCGUCUCGUUAACCAGCUGGUUUGGGAAGUGAAAAAUCACGCUUAUCUCCGCAUAAACACAAGAAACGCCGGUCCACAGAGGCAGCCAUCUGUUCGUUGCACCCAUAUAGAUAACGAAAAUGUACAAAUGGAAACGUAACCAUUCAGUAAGGAGCCCUUGCUGCGAGCGCUUGUCUCGUCUACAAUUGAUAGCGCGCGAAAAACAAAUCGUCGGCCAUUUUGCAUAUUUUCUAACGAUGUGCUCCAUAUUCGAACGUGCGAUAUAUCCCGAUCCAGAGUCGGAGAAGGCUAUAAUGGGUUCGGUGGUUUACUGCAUCCACCACAAGGAAGGGUGCCAGUGGUCGGACGAACUCCGCAAACUGAAGGCGCACCUGAACACCUGCAAGCACGAUGCUGUGCUGUGUGCAGCUCAGUGCGGGGCGAUGAUCCCGAGGGUGUUGAUGCAGGACCACCUGCGUUACACCUGCCCCCGGAGACGCGCCAACUGUGAACAUUGCGGGAAGGAAUUCUCCGGUAGCGCUCUGGAGGAGCACCAAGGAAAUUGCGGUCAUGAGCCGGUGUACUGCGAGAACAAGUGCGGGGCCAAGGUCCAGCGGCGGCACACCACGCAGCACGCCGCGCAGCACUGCAGCAAACGAUUGGUGCCCUGCAGACACUGCGGCCAGCGGUAUACACAGGAUACAGUGUCAGCUCAUGGCGCGUUAUGUUCCCGGGCCCCGGUGCCGUGUCCCCAGCGGUGCGCGGCGGCCCCGGCCCGGGACGAGCUGGACGUUCACCUCCGGGAACACUGCACGGCCACCGCCGCCGUCUGCCUCUACAGAGACGCCGGCUGCCGGUUUAAGGGCACGAGACAGGCUCUGGAACGUCACACGGAAGAGAGUGCCCAACAACACUUAGCCCUGGUGUCAGCGCUGGCGACGCGUCAGGCUCGGCAGCUGGAUUCGCUAAGGGCGGCCGUGGCCAGGCUCGCCGUGAACUGCAGCGGAGCCCUGGUUUGGCGCGUCACGGACUGGGCCGCCAAGAUGGCCGACGCUAAAACCAAGGACGGGGUCGAGCUCACCUCACCCGCCUUCUACACCAGCCAGUACGGAUAUAAACUACAGGCGACGUUGUUCCUGAACGGUAACGGCGCAGGCGAGGGGACGCAUAUUUCCGUGUACAUCAAGAUCCUGCCGGGCGAGUACGACGCUCUCCUGCGGUGGCCGUUCGCCCACUCCGUGUCCUUCACGCUGUUCGACCAGAGCUCGAGCCCGGAGCGCGCCUGCAACAUCGUGGAGAGCUUCGUGCCGGACCCCACCUGGAAGAACUUCCAGCGGCCGUCCAAGGAGCCGGACGCGCUCGGCUUCGGCUUCCCGCGCUUCGUGUCCCACGAGAUGCUCAAGAAGAGGAACUUCGUCAAGGACGACGUCAUGUUCCUCAGGGUCAAGGUCGACCCCAGCAAGAUCGUCGCCGUAUAGUCAGCUAGUGUUACGCGUUAGUCAUAGGUUAAGUGUACAUAAUCGAGUGGGCAUUUUUGUUAUGUCGGUUAUAAGACUGGAAUCAUAUCGUUUCUUUGGAAAGCUGUCUCUUUAAAGCGCCGUCUUGUCGCUAGAUGGCGUUGCUUAAUAUAUAUUACCGGUUAGCGGAUAUGAUUGAAUAUAUUUUUGUUAAAUUAUAAUAUGCCAUUGUCGUAACGAUAUUUAUUGUAAAUAUUUAGCUUUAAGGGCGAUUACGCUGCAUUGUUAUCCUUUCACUGAAGAUCUCUUGAGUUUCACUGCCGCGGGAAGACGCUAACGAGCCGAGCUAUGGUUCAGAAUGUUUCUCGACGCUAUCUUUUCGUUUCGUACCGUAAGUUCCUUCUCCCGAACUGUGCCAUAUUGCGGAACUCUUAAAGUACCCACUGUAUCCCUCGCAUCUGUUACACACACUUUUAUAGGACACUGCAAAAACUGUGUGUUGCUAUGACAACGUUCACUCGCAUUUUCUUUGGCCUUCAGACUCGAUAUAAAGGCGCUUUGAAGAAUGCAUGGACUUCAGACCCCUCUCUGGAAGCAUGCUUCGGUUCAGUUACAGCGGCAGAUCUUUUUGUAUAUAGUUUCUUAAUUUACCUUAAUAUCCUUGUAUAUAAUACAGUCGUCUUGUACAUAGGUUGUCUGUCGUAUUUCUGUGUUUACAAGCUGGAGUUAGACCAAAGUGUUUUGAUGACUUUGCGGUAGCGAUAGUUGUGUACAUUUUUUAGCAAAGUUAAUCAAUGCAAAACGUAUGAUCGCGGCUAAGCUGUUUGUAAUUAUUUUAUAUAUAAGCAAACUAUAUCUAAAAAGUAAAUUUAUUUUCAAAAUUAUAAACCUACAUUUAUAUAUUAGUAUGAAUAUGUUUCGCCUCUAUCCGUCGGAUCUCUAAGACGCUUGUUUCGUCGUAUAAUCUCAAAUGUAAAGAUACAUUCCAAAAAAAAAAAACACUAUUGUAAGCCUGGUUCCUUCGUCGUUUCUUUUGGACUAAAAUUAAGUUCGUCUCGUCUGUUAGGAGUGUAGGCUAGGUUAGGUAACUUGAUUACAAGUGUUUGAGUCUAGCAAUACAGGAAUUUUCUUGAUUUCGGUUAUAUUUAGUCCGUUUAGGUUUCAGUAACUCUAGACAACUAGUUAGCUUAGUGUUUUGUGACUUCUUCUAUUUUAGUACCUUAUAAAGAAAUGAGACUAACGAUAUGGAUUAAGUCUAGUAUAUAAGUCGCGUUUACGCAUCUAGCCUGUAACCUACACAAUGUACAUUUUACGUUAAGAUGAAAAAUAUAUAUUUUUCUCUCAUAA
Danaus plexippus (monarch butterfly) is the source of this 3907-nucleotide messenger RNA. RefSeq names its product TNF receptor-associated factor 4 (gene Traf4). The transcript has 7 exons. Gene Ontology annotation, cellular component: plasma membrane signaling receptor complex. Gene Ontology annotation, biological process: positive regulation of JNK cascade; tumor necrosis factor-mediated signaling pathway; regulation of apoptotic process. NCBI's taxonomy places the organism in Eukaryota, Metazoa, Arthropoda, Insecta, Lepidoptera, Nymphalidae. The record is from RefSeq and is a predicted model, not a curated record. Gene Ontology annotation, molecular function: zinc ion binding; protein binding. The coding region runs from base 1244 to 2581 and encodes 445 amino acids.